AUGGAUCCGCCAGGCUUCGUACCCGUUGGCAAUAACAGGAGGAACAACAAUGCUAACGUCCCUGCACCGCAGCGUGCUCCUAACACACCGAACCAAGCACCACCAGCUCGAGGUCCGGGAGUUCAGGACCAAGGCCAGGGCAAUGCUCAACCGCCGCCACCGCCGCCGCCGCAGCAGCAGCAGCAGCGACCCGAGUUCCUACAGGUGCCCACUAUGAACAACGCCCGCGAUCCACAACCCGGAGAGGCGGAUCCUCAUGUGCAGCCAGGAGGGCGGACUGAGUUUGGUGAGCGGCCACGAGGGCAGAGCCGAAGCGAGUAUGCUGACGCUGAACCCGCUGUUCCUGAUGGCGGCCGGGGCGGAGGUGCGCCUGAUAGCAGACCGCCUCAGCACCCGUGGAUGCCAGAGACGCGGUUCUAUAAUCAGCAGCAGACGCGAAGGAGAAGAUGA
Messenger RNA from Alternaria hordeiaustralica, 450 nucleotides. RefSeq lists its product as uncharacterized. The record is from RefSeq and is a predicted model, not a curated record. NCBI's taxonomy places the organism in Eukaryota, Fungi, Ascomycota, Dothideomycetes, Pleosporales, Pleosporaceae. Bases 1 to 450 code for a protein of 149 amino acids. The transcript has 2 exons.